CUGCCUCCGCGGGAUGUGGGUGGGAGGGCGCUGGGUGCCCAUCCCAGAGCAGGGCUGUGCCGCCUUCCCGGGCAUCCCCUUGCUGGCACGCAGGAUGCGGCCAUGUGCUCCCCUCGCCCCCAGCUCAGCAGGGCCGAGCUCGGCAUCGCCAGCCAAGGGUCCAGGUGGGUCUAGGCAGGUCCGAGCUCUUGCCGGCACCUCAUCCUGCCCCGGGCAGGCGAGCGGUGCUGGAGCACGAGUGGGCUCAGCCAGUCGGACCAGUUGUGCUCCCUCCUGUCCCGAUGGAGAGGCACCUUCCCGGUGCCCAAGGUAGGUGCUGGGACCUGAAUCCCAUCCACGAUGCCUGUGGCGCAGCAGCUCCCCGGUGCCGUCCCCGGUGCCGCGGGAGGGCUGCCGUCCCUUCCCCUUGCAGGCUGGGCAGAUGCAGCGGGCAGCACGGCGACAGCGUGAGACCCCUGAGGGACGUCUGGAAGAGAUGCUGAGGUCACAUCAGGAGUCGGCAUGUGGGGACCCGGCGGACAAAGCCCAGCCGGGGGGGAGAGCUGCGGCAGGGAUCCGGGAAUCGCGCCUGCAUGGGGCUGCAGCGCUGGUUGGCGAGCAGGAGCACGGCUUCAGUAGGGAUUUCCCAGUAAAAACAUUCAGGAAGGGGACGGUGCAGCUUUCGGCUUCCUCCCGGUCCCACCAGCACCUCCAUCUAAUUGCACAUCGCUGACGUGAAUACGAGGUGUCUCUUCUUGCCCGCGAUGGAGAAGAGCAGCCCCGAUGAUGGAGAGGAGCAGCGGGACCGUUCCCGGGUGGCAGCCAGCAUCCUUCAGCGGGCGUACUUAAGGCCGAGCGCCCGGAGGGCCAGAGCAAGAGGAGAACUCGCCGCAGAGACGCCCGCCCGCAGCCCGCAGCUCCUUUUGGACCGGGAAGAUGCUGCCCGCUACGUUCAAGCUCUGCGCUGCCAUCUCCUACCGGCACCUGCGCAACAUGACCGGUCUGAGAAGACAAGCCGCUGUCACCAUCAGCCAGGAGCUGAGCAAGUUCGCCUGCCACAGCACGGGACCCAGCACGUGGAUUAACCAGGUUCGCAGAAGAAGCUCCUUGCUCAGCUCAAGGCUGGAGGAGAAGCCGUUCAGCGAGAUGGAAAUGUCUUACGUCAAGCAAGGAGAGGAAGCCCUCCAGAAAUCACUCAGCAUCCUUGGGGACCAGGACGGCUGGAAGACAGAGACAGUGGUGGAUAACGGCGACAAAGUGCUGAGCAAGGUGCUCCCGGACGUGGGCAAGGUGUUCCGACUCGAGGUGGUGGUGGACCAGCCCCUGGACGCGGUGUACAGUGAGCUGGUGGACAACAUGGAGCAGAUGGGAGACUGGAAUCCCAACGUCAAAGAAGUCAAGAUUCUCCAGAAGAUUGGAAAGGACACAGUGAUCACCCACGAGAAGGCGGCCGCUACCCCUGGUAACAUUGUUGGACCACGGGACUUUGUGAGCGUCCGGUGCUCUAAGAGACGUGGCUCCACCUGCGUCCUGGCCGGCAUGUCCACAAAAUACGGAGCUAUGCCAGAACAGGAAGGAUUUAUAAGAGCUGAGAACGGUCCCACGUGUAUGAUCCUGCGCCCGCUGCCCGGCAGUCCUUCGCAAACCAAGCUAACGUGGCUCCUCAGCAUUGACCUGAAGGGCUGGCUGCCGAAGACGAUCAUCAACCAGGUCCUGUCCCAGACGCAGGUCGACUUUGCCAACCACCUUCGGGAGCGCCUGGCCCGGACGGUGGCCCUGAACUGCUGACCACAGUGACUAGUGUUGUAAUGCUUUGAUCAGGGGUGAAGUAGGGAAUCAUGUCGUGGGGCAAGUCAAGUCAGACAAUUUAAUUACAGCCUGUGCUAAUUAGCCAAGACCUUUAAUAGUAGAUACCACUACUUAAUACAUGGUUUCAAUAAAUAAAUAAAGCUGUGUUUAUUGUAACUAAUUAGUUAGGCCUCUGUGACCUCCCUGACAGGGCCAGCACAUGCUCGUUGUGCAAAUGCAGGACCAAAAAGUUGAGGCAAGUCCUGCAUGUGCUGGCCCAGUCAGGCUCCUGCCACCUCCCUAACUAAUUACUUUCAAUAAAUAAAUAAAGCAAGCUUUAAUUAGUGGUGUCUACUAUUAAAGGCCUUGGCUAAUUAGUUAUUAGGAAUAGCAGGAGCACCAGCAUGGGACUGACUGACUUCACAUUUUACUCCCCUCCUUCCCCCAAAACACAAACACAGCACACACUUACCUGGGGGUAGAAGCAGCUCUAAUUUAUUUUUCCAGACACACACAAAGUGUCAAAUUAUUUAUUCAUUCAAAGCUCUGUGUAACUAACUUGUCAAUGCAGUGAGCAGAAGGAGAUCUUCAGCUUGAGUGAUCUCUAACGGUGUAGCUACUUUGAGUUUAAAUCUCAUUCAUAACAAGUCACAAGACAAAAAACCAAAACAACAAAAGAAAGAGUUAAAGCCUUUAUUUUUAAACUGGUUUCCAGUUUGUGGGGAAAAAAAAUACAGUUUGGACAGAAGCCCAAAUUUCAGUCUUACAUGCAGUAGUCUUGUUACAACACAAUCCUUCUGGCUGGAAGCUGUUGUUUACAAUUAGCCAAACACAGGUCAGCAGAAGUGUCAAUGUUCCUUCUGCAAGUGUACAUAGAGCAGGUCUGUCCAAUUACAGCCUGCUCUCACUGAACAAAUUGACUGUUACAACCCAGGUACAUCACAGGAGAAGUUACCUCGACACAAUACUUGCUUCUUCAGCUAGCUACACUGUAAACGUUACUGAAGACUCCGAGAUGCCCACAAAUAGCACAAUACAUACUAGAACUGCAUUCACUUAGACUCCAGCGUAGUGGUAGAGCAUGAAUCUUCAGCAGGUAACAAAUAUACAUAAGGCCUGCCAUCAAGAGCUGCGUUGGCUUCAGCUUGUUUGCUUGUUGGCUGAUCGCUCUGAGUGAUGCAUGUUCCUCUACAAUAAAAACCACUUGACUGGA
Aquila chrysaetos chrysaetos is the source of this 2980-nucleotide messenger RNA. RefSeq names its product steroidogenic acute regulatory protein (gene STAR). Gene Ontology annotation, molecular function: cholesterol transfer activity; cholesterol binding. Gene Ontology annotation, biological process: intracellular cholesterol transport; steroid biosynthetic process; regulation of steroid biosynthetic process. Bases 916 to 1767 code for a protein of 283 amino acids. The transcript is spliced from 9 exons. Gene Ontology annotation, cellular component: mitochondrial intermembrane space; mitochondrion. Lineage: Eukaryota; Metazoa; Chordata; Aves; Accipitriformes; Accipitridae. The record is from RefSeq and is a predicted model, not a curated record.